AUGGAAAAUAAUCUAUCAAAGCUAACAUCACUUGCCUCACAAUCAGAUCUAAAUAUUAAUUCUUCAUCAACUUCUUCUUCUUCUUCACCAACAACUACUCCAAAUAAUGGUAUAACACAAACCCAACCAAGCAUUUCAUCAGAUGUGCCACCACUUCUUCCCACAGCACCUACUGUACAUUCCUCAUCUAAUUCACCAAUAACUACUACUACCACCACUACUACAACAACAAACACACAUACAUCUACUCCAGAAAUAAUAGCAUCCCAACCUAGCUCAGAUUCAAACUCAACCUCUACAAGUACUUCAAAUAGUACAGCAGGGAAACCAAAGAGACAAAGAAGAAGUUAUAGUUGUGGGCCAUGCAAACUAUUGAAAAUCAAAUGCGAUUUACAAAUACCUUGUUCGGCUUGUAAGAAGUUUAAAAGAAUAAAUCGAUGUUUAUUACAACCUCCUCAACCUCCUUCAGAACAGGAGUUGAACAAAAUAAAAGAACGCAAAAAGAGAUCAAAUAUCAAGAAAAUGAGAUUAUCAAAUGAUUUUGUCCAGACUUAUAAUACCAGUUCCGAUUGCAUUCCUUCAUUAGCAAGUUCUAUAGAUGCAACAUCUUUGAAUUUGGAAAAAUUAAACCGUUUGGAUGACAGUUCAUUGAAUUCGCAUUCUCAUAAAGGUCCAUCAGCCACUUCGUCCUCAUCUUCUUAUACUAAUACUAAUAAUAGUAAUGGUAAAGGCAGUAAAAACACACAUAAUAACAGUGCAUCCACUAUUCCAUCCCAAAGAGUUACCCAUUCGUUGAUUCAAAUACGGCCACGUCAACCAAGAUUCCAACCCGAAACUACGACAACAGAAAAUUACCAUUCCAUAAACUUUUUAACUACACCAACUGCCAAAGGAGCAAAUCAAACAACUGUCAAUUUUGAUGACAAUAUUCACGCGGGAGAUAUUAUUGAGAAUUUAGCUUCCCUAGAUCGUCAACGAUUCAUUGAUCUUACAAUGGUUGAUAUCAAGAGGAUAAAGAGACUUUUGCCUCGUGAUUACAGCAUAUUUGAAACAUUGGCCAAGUAUUAUUUAAAUAGUGUCAAUCCUAUCUUGGUUGAUCUUCAGGACCAUACGGAAAUUAUGAAUCAAAGUAAAUUGACAUAUGAUAAAUUAUUAGCAAUUGAUGAUGAAAACCCCAAAAAUUUAAGUUUGAAUAUCCCAUUCAAUUUAAUUGAAUUGAGAAAUUUGAGCUUGCUGUUUUUAAUUUUGGCAAAUGGGUUGUUGUUUGAUUUUCGUGAUACUAGUGCGAAUCCAAGUAAUUUCCUUCUUGAAAAGACAUUAUACAAACCUAAAAAGGAUAUUAUUGACGACUGGAUUAAAAUUUCCAAGUUUAUUAAAGUUAAAGUUUUAUCGUACGAAAGUUUAACUGAUAUUAUUUUUUUAAUGGACUGGUACUUGAUUGCAAAGAAUUUUUACGAUUAUAAUAACAUGAUGGUCGAUAACUAUCUCGAGUAUAAUAAUUUGUUAAACUAUCUAGUUUUGAGUAAUGAUUUUAUCAGUACCGUUGAAGACCCCAAUAAUGAAAAUAGCUCAUCUCCAGGACCAGAAUGUUCCAAAGACGAUAGUCCAUAUCCAGAAUCGCGAGUGUUUAAUGUAUUGGCCAAAUAUUGGAUACAAAUCCGAUUAGUUGAAAUUGAGUUUACAUUCUUUCAGUUUAAAGGAUCAUUAUUGCUUUCAAAUCAAUUGAAAAACACGGUCGUUCCUCAUAAAAAAUUGUUGGAUUUACUUUAUAAACAAUCUCAAUUGGAUUCAAUUAGUCAAAGUACACUUGAAGUUUGGGGAUUAUACUACCGAAGAUCAAGAAAUACCACUUCUAUCAGAGGUAUUAUCAAAGAUUAUUUACUAUUGUAUUCUUAUAUCCAUGCAACAUUGAAGAAUGAAUUAAAAUUCUUGCAGGCCAAUUUACCACCGCCAGAUUCACCAGUCACAUCACUCGAAGUUGAAUUGUUGAUCAAAAAUCAACGUAUUUUGUUGUUAUUUAUUAAAUGGUUAUCCUUCAUCAGAAUUGAAUCAAACUAUUUCCCAAGUUUAAGAUACACAACAUACUUAACCACAAUCAUGAAUUUGUUUAAUCAUUUUCUAUAUUUAAAUGGUAGAUCCAAUAAUGCGAUAUUGACUACUAUAUUAACCAAUUAUUCCGCAUGUUACAUGAAACAUUUUUACCAGUGUUUGGCCUUCCAAGGGUUAUUUUUGGUAUUAUUGAAGAAUUCCAUUUCCACUCAUAAAUGUUUCAAGAUUGAUUUGCCAAAGAUUUAUCAUUACAUGGUGCAACAAUUUCAAAGUGCAUUGAGUGUAUUUUUGAAUAAUGAAGAUAUUAUAAAAUUGAAUGCAAACGUAACUAGUUUUGGUAUUUGCUCAGGAUUAAUUACUGAGUUGAAUAAUUAUAUUAAUGAUUUCAAUGAACCGAUAGAUGAUUUGACUGAUUUGAUUUAUGAUUUAAAACCAAGAAUAAGUGCCAUAAACUGGGAUUUUUUAAUUGAUUAUUUCUUUGGAUCAAGAGAUAAUUUUGCUAGAUACAUUGAAAAGAUUUGGGACUUGUUUCAGUUUUUGAAGAUUGAUGAUACUGAUCUUAGUUACGAAGAUACUGCCGAGUUGAAACACAUUCCAAUUACUCAUAAAAUUGAUUUAAAUGAUCAAUUAAUUGAUGAAAACCUUGGCAAAUUCUCUGGAUUUGAAUUUGAUACUGAUAUGGUGAAUGAUUAUGUCAAACAUUGUGUUGAACCAAAUAUCCACAACUAA
Candida tropicalis MYA-3404 is the source of this 2778-nucleotide messenger RNA. RefSeq names its product Zcf8p (gene ZCF8). The transcript has a single exon. The coding region runs from base 1 to 2778 and encodes 925 amino acids. Gene Ontology annotation, biological process: regulation of transcription by RNA polymerase II. Gene Ontology annotation, molecular function: RNA polymerase II cis-regulatory region sequence-specific DNA binding; zinc ion binding; DNA-binding transcription activator activity, RNA polymerase II-specific. The record is from RefSeq and is a predicted model, not a curated record. Gene Ontology annotation, cellular component: nucleus. NCBI's taxonomy places the organism in Eukaryota, Fungi, Ascomycota, Pichiomycetes, Serinales, Debaryomycetaceae.